AUGAAUUCUUGUACGCGUGGGCCGGCCCUCAGCCUGUCUUUUCUGCAUAGACAGUCAACGGAUUUCAGUCACCCCGCACGUUUGUCUUGGCCAAUCUCAGAAGUGGCGGUUAAUGAAGCCGCGGGCCUCUGACGUCUUGCUAUGAGGUGCAACAUUAAGCGACUGUUCACCCUGGCGUUCGUCGUCUUUGCCGCCACUCUCGUCAUCCUCUCUUUGCCCAAAGAGAACUUUGGAAGUUCGUUAAUUUUUAUCGAGUUUUUAAUUGAAAGCUGAGUGUGGAGGCUAAUACUUCAACUGAAUACGGUGCUUUGGUUCCCGAAAAAGAUUAUUGUAAACUAGAAAGGUUUUUUUUAUCACGACUAGAACAGCUUGAUAAUUGGAAUGUCUACAACUUUUAUAAACUGUUGACGGUUGAAAAUUAUUCUCAAACGUUUGUACUCAUUUUGUAGCGGCGACCAACUUCAAAAGGCUUUUUCUUUAGGCUAUAGUAUGUUUUCGAGAGUUGGGGACGCCUGAGAUCAAAUCAAAAACUUUCUUCAAUUUUUCAAUUUUUAACUAGAUUUUCGCGUUUCAGGUUUGAUAUUCAAAAGUUAAGUCAGAGAGUAUAUAUAUCAAACAACUGCAUAAAAUUAAUAAUUUUUCCGGUUUUCAGGAGAAUGGGAGCAGGCGCCACAGUCACAAGAAGCUCGGCUAGUAGUGCCGCACAAAGACGAGCGAGAACAGAGGGCCAAAAGCGGCGGCGUCGGGGUCCAAAAAUCCUUACCUCACCAGCCGAAACCGCCUAGUUUAGAAAAUCCUCCAGAAAUCGAUCCUUUUGGUUAGUAUAUUUCAAUUGUGUUUUUCGGAAUUUUCAAAUUUCCAAAUGGCCAAUAACUUUUCGAAUUUUUUCACCUCUCAGGUUAGUAAAAUCUCAAGAAUAUUUCGAAAGAAAAAAAUUUCACUGCAGUGAUUCAAACCGGUUCUCAGGAGGCUCAGAUAAAACAGAAAAGUUUUUUUCCGAAAAAGCAAAAAGUGCAAAUUACUAUGCGUUCAACUUUCUUGUACCACGUCAAUAUUGUAGUUUGUCGUUUUUUAAAGUCAUUUUAAACAUUUUCAAGCUCAAUGAAAACUGUUAACCUUCCUACUUUUAAGACUUCCCUUCAACUUCUAAUCGGAUGCUUUUGGCUAAAAUUCACCAACAUCUGAAAGAAAUCGACCUGGACGGACUGAUGCAGAAAGAAUGCCGUGAAAAUUACACCCUAGCAACGCAUUGGAUGCGCACUAAACAGUGAGUUAUUGAAAUCAUUCCGCAAAGAGACGCCCCUUUAGCAUUGAGCAACAGCAAAAAAAAAUGUUUUUUUUUUCAACUUUUAUGUUCAACUACACAGAAUGAAAAAUCUGUGUAUUACAUGUAGAUAGGAUGAAAAAAGUUUCCGAGGGCAAGAAAAAGUUAUUAAAAGGAAAUUUUAAGAAAGCUAUGUCUACAACGCGGUCAAAAAUUUUACUUACGAAAUCUUUUUUUGCUUAAAAAAAUUUUACAAAGAGUAUGAAUCUGGUAUGAAGUUGAUAAAAAAAGUUCAUUGACCAAUAAUCUGUAUGGUAGUUUCUAAAAAAAAAGAAAAAAAAAUGCAAAUGCGACUAGUUGUACAUGGCCGACCCUCCAGAUCUGGCGCACGAUGAAUUUUCAAGUUGCUCAAGUUGAUACUUUCGAAGUAUACUCAGAAACAGAGGUUAAACUCAGGAUGUCAUUGCGAUUUGUUUUGCUUCAAAUUUAUAUGAAAAAAUAGCCUCAUUCAUCGUGAGACUUAUUAUUUCGUGUUUUGUCGGUUCUUUUGUUGUUCGGAGAAGUGUUGAGUGCAACCAGUCUCACUCUUUCAUAUGCUAUGAAUGGAUCGGAAAAAACAACUCCUAUAAAAUCUGACUAGUUUUUUGCAGCUCAAAAAUAUCCAUUUCGGAAAGGAACUCAAAAGAAAUUGGUCCAACUUCGUUUUUUUCAAACGACCUGAUUCAACGUUGAAUUUUUUUUUUUAUAUCAAUCAGACUCAUUUUCUGGAGGUGAUUACUCUGAUUUUCAGAAAAUAUGUGCCAGAAGACGACUCCUGGGAGAAAUUCUACGCCACGAUAGGUAGCUGCGCCGUGUACACUGACGAUCAAAUCGUUCAAAAUUUACUCAACGACCUCAAUAAACUACCCAUCGCAUCGGUUCAUAUAAUGGACGGCGGAACUCAGGUAAAUCAACUUUAACUGAAUACUUGAAUGGAAAAAAAAAUUCAGGUUAAAUUCGUGUUGACUUUUGAAAACGACAAGCAAGCAGUUUUCAAGCCUAUGAGGUUAAAGAACCGCUUUGUGAUUUGAAUGAAAUGAAAUUUUGCAGAUUUGGUCGAGACUAUGAGACCGACCCGAAUCACUUCUAUUUCAGUGAUUUUGAACGACAUCAAGCGGAGAUUGCAACUUUCCAUUUGGAUCGGUUAGCGCUAAAAAAAUUUGAUUAAUUGGGACUAAAUAUUAGAUUUCGAAAAAAAUUGAUUGUUCUUAUUAUGAAGCUUCCGAUAGACUCUAAAAAUUUAUUGAAAAUCUUUGGAGAACUGUACUCUCACAAAUGAGGAACAAGUUUUUUUCAAACUUUAUCUGUUGAAAAAUUAGCAUUCAGUUGAUGUACCAAACUUUGAGUUAGAUUUUUUUAAUCGUACUUUUUAACUUCUGAGAAAACAAUCACUUUAUAGAGUUCUUGGGUUUCGAAGAGCUGUUCCAACGGUGGGCCGAGUUAUGAACAUGACGAGUGAACUCUACGAAAAGGCUGAGAAAAAGCUGAAAAAGACGUUUUUCGUAUCUCCCGGUCAGCUACAAAAUGUUCAUAACUCCAUUUAAAAUUUUAUUUCAGCAAAGAAUUUCUGCUUCGUGUCCAGGUGCGACUACUAUUGCGAUACAACCCACGCGAUUUGUGGCCUUCCUGAUUUGAAAGAAGGCAGUGUUCAAGUUUUUCUGCCUGAUGAAACUGCUGUGCCCAGGAAGCACAACCGUAGUCCUUACAGAAGGUGAUGAAGCCUGAAUUUCUGAGUAUAACUAUCUAUUUUUCAGGACUUACUCAAAGAAAAACCAAGUUGCUGAGUGGCAGUCCAACAUGGACUAUUGUACUGAGGUUAAGACGAAGAAGCCAUAUGCGCAUGGCAGAAAACUGUUGGAUCUCAUAGAUCUUCACAUUCUGGAUUAUUUAAUUGGUAGGAAAAUCAUGAAAAUGCAUGGUUUUGGUCAUAUGUAGAAUAUAUCAAAGCGUUGUUGCAAUCGAAACUUCCUGAGUCAAGAAGAAUUAAAACUUCUUAAUUUUUCCAGGCAAUCAAGACCGACAUCAUUUUGAAUCUUUCAACGUCUUCGAAACCUUGCCUUCCUAUGCAAUUCAUUUGGACAAUGGAAGAGCGUAAGCUAGUGCCUCGUUUAGAUGAAAUUCACAUCUUUUUUCUCAGUUUCGGCAAGUCCGAUUUUGACGACGACGACAUUCUGCUGCCUCUCCGGCAAUGCUGUGUGAUCAGACCGUCAACUCUUGCGAAGAUUCUUGGCUUCUACAGUCAACCAAAGUCUCUUUCUCGAGCUCUUCACAGGUGAGUAUGAGCUUCCGAUAGCUUCAUUACGCUUCUUUAUAUUUUCAGUUCAAUGUCUAAAGAUCCAGUUCAUCCCAUUCUCGCCUUCAAACACUAUCCAGCCAUCGAGCGUCGGUUAGGAAAGUGUGAGUUUCAAAUCAAAGUUCAAUUCAAACUGUUUCAUUUAAGUGGUCGCUUAUUUACUGGAGUGCUUUGAAAAAGUCCCCGCAAGCCAGAUUGUUCUGCCGGAAUUCCACAACACUAAUGUUCCUGGAGACGGUGUCGAUGAAGAAGAAAAAAGCGAGGAAGACGAGAAAAAAGACGACAAAAAGACGUAG
Molecule: messenger RNA, 3892 nt
Organism: Caenorhabditis auriculariae
Lineage: Eukaryota; Metazoa; Nematoda; Chromadorea; Rhabditida; Rhabditidae
Source: the annotation of a GenBank genome assembly